This is a messenger RNA of Varanus komodoensis (Komodo dragon), 1236 nucleotides long. RefSeq names its product protein phosphatase methylesterase 1 (gene PPME1). The transcript has 14 exons. Lineage: Eukaryota; Metazoa; Chordata; Lepidosauria; Squamata; Varanidae. The coding region runs from base 24 to 1190 and encodes 388 amino acids. The record is from RefSeq and is a predicted model, not a curated record. Gene Ontology annotation, biological process: protein demethylation. Gene Ontology annotation, molecular function: protein methylesterase activity.
GACCCAGCCGCGUUCCCCUCGCCAUGUCCGCCCUGGAGAAGCAGCUGCAGCUCGGCCGCCUGCCGCCUCGCCCCCCGGGCCCCGCGGGGGGCAGCGGCCAGGCCCCGCCCAAGAUGCGCAUGGGGCCCGGGAGGAAGCGUGACUAUUCCCCAGUCCCGUGGAGCCAGUACUUUGAAUCUAUGGAGGACGUGGUGGUCGAGAGCGACUCCGGCAAAGAUACUUUUCGAAUUUACAAGAGUGGAUCGGAGGGCCCCGUCCUCCUCCUCCUGCAUGGCGGAGGCCAUUCUGCUCUCUCCUGGGCCGUAUUUACGUCUGCGAUCAUCAGCCGGGUUCAGUGCAGAAUCGUGGCUCUGGAUUUGAGAGGACAUGGCGAGACAAAAGUGAGGAACCCCGAAGACCUCUCGGCAGAAACGAUGUCCAAAGACGUGGGGAAUGUGGUGGAAGUCAUGUACGGCGACCUCUCCCCGCCCAUCAUGCUGAUUGGCCACAGCAUGGGGGGCGCCAUCGCGGUGCACACAGCGGCGUCCAACCUGAUUCCCAGUCUGCUGGGGCUGUGCAUGAUCGAUGUCGUGGAAGGUACGGCCAUGGAUGCACUGAACAGCAUGCAGAAUUUCCUUCGGAGCCGCCCCAAAACGUUCAAGUCUCUUGAGAAUGCCAUUGAGUGGAGUGUGAAAAGUGGACAGAUAAGAAACCUUGAAUCUGCCAGGGUUUCCAUGGUCGGCCAAGUGAAACAGUGUGAAGGAGCUGCAAGUCCGGGCGGCCCGAAAACCAUCGUGGAAGGGAUUAUAGAGGAGGAGGAGGAGGAGGAGGAAGAUGAGAACGGAGAGACGGUGAACAAAAGGAAGAAAGACGAUGAUGCCGAGACCAAGAAAGAGGCGGCGUACACGUGGCGGAUUGAACUGGCAAAGACUGAGAAAUACUGGGACGGCUGGUUCCGGGGCCUUUCCAACCUCUUCCUCAAUUGCCCCAUCCCCAAACUCCUGCUUCUGGCUGGUGUUGACAGACUGGACAAGGAUCUGACCAUCGGCCAAAUGCAAGGGAAAUUCCAGAUGCAAGUCCUUCCGCAGUGCGGCCACGCGGUCCACGAGGAUGCCCCAGACAAAGUGGCGGAGGCCGUCGCGACGUUCUUGAUCCGUCACCGGUUUACAGAGCCCAUCGGAGGAUUCCAGUGUGUUUUUCCCGCCUGUUAAUAGCCUGAGGAUCGUCCCAUUGUAAAUAAAACUGCACCCAAGGCCA